This is a messenger RNA of Cylicostephanus goldi, 330 nucleotides long. Lineage: Eukaryota; Metazoa; Nematoda; Chromadorea; Rhabditida; Strongylidae. The record is from the annotation of a GenBank genome assembly.
GACACAGUAGAGUAUCGAAAAAAGAUUCGUCUCCUAAAAGUACGUAUGCUGGAUGGCUCAGUAAAAACGAUUCCAGUGGAUGAGAGUCAACCAGUCGGACAGCUAAUGGUUGGCGUUUGCACGAAAAUUGGUAUCUCCAACUACGAAGAGUACAGUUUGGUCCGAGCAACCGAACCAGAUUCACGAGGAUCCAUGAUGAAUCUAAAAGAUGACCGAUCUCGUGUCAUCGAUGGAGAAAAAGGAAAAGGAAUGAUGGGCACCCUUGGCAGGAAAAAAGAACAAAAACUCGAACAACUCCGCUCUCAAAGCACAUAUCUGCAAAGAGAAUGA